AUGAACAACAUAUCAAGCAAAACUUCUUUUAUCCUAUUCUUCUUUGUUAUUGCUCUUUUUCUUCAUGAUGUAACUUCUAUAGGUGUUAACUACGGGACUCUCGGAAACAACCUCCCUCCGCCAGCUCAAGUAGCUCAGUUUAUCAAGGAUAAAACGGUCAUAGACCGUGUAAAGAUUUUCGACAUCAACCCAGACAUCCUCCGUGCUUUUGCAAACACGGGAAUCUCACUUACUGUCACAGUCCCAAAUGGCGAGAUCCCGAAUCUUCUGGAUCUCGCCUAUGCUCGACGAUACGUCGAGCAGAAUAUUAAACCUCAUUAUCCACAGACAAAGAUCGACGUUGUUCUAGUAGGUAAUGAGGUUCUUCAUUGGGAUACACCUGAGGUACAGAACAAGCUUGUUCCAGCUAUGAAAGUUUUUUACCAAGCUUUGGGUUUAUCUGGGUUGAAGGGUAUAAAAGUCUCUUCAGCUCAUUCAUUGGGUAUUCUUCUCCGUUCGAACCCACCCAGCGCAGCCCGGUUUCGACCCGGUUGGGAUGUGGGUAUUCUAGCUCCGAUGCUACAAUUUCUUCAUGAAACAAAAGGUCCUUUCAUGGUAAACCCUUAUCCCUACUUCGGAUACAACAAGAAGCAAGAGGAUUUUCUUCUAUUUAGAAAGAAUAAAGGGGUUUACGAUCGAUUUUCGAAGAAAUGGUACAUGAAUUCGUUCGAUAUGUUGUUGGAUGCGGUGUAUAUGUCGAUGGUGAGAUUGAAAUACCCAGAUGUGGAGAUUGUUGCUGCGGAGACAGGGUGGCCUUCGCAAGGAGAAACGUAUGAACCGCAGUGUACUGUGGAAAAUGCAGCUUCGUAUAAUGGUGGAUUGAUGAAGAAGUAUAAUUCCGGGAUGGGUACGCCAUUGAUGCCGCACAGGAAGAUCGAGACGUACAUUUUUUCAUUGUUCAAUGAGAAUACCAAACCUGGGUCGAUCGCUGAGAGGAAUUUCGGGUUGUUCCGACCCGAUUUCACUCCGGUUUAUGAUGUCGGAGUUUUGAAAGCUAAACAGGCUCACCCAACACCUUCAUUGCCCCCACCAAAAACCGGUGGCGGAGGCAACAAAGGGCAACCAAAAACACCAGCAGAGAACAAAAAAUUCUGCAUGCCAAAGGUUGGGGCAACUGAUGCACAACUACAAUCCAACAUUAACUAUGUGUGCAGUCAAGGAGUUGACUGCACACCAAUUCAAGUGGGUGGUUCGUGCUUUAAACCCAACACUAUUCGGUCUCAUGCGGCCUUCGCCAUGAACUCUUACUACCAAAGGGAAGGCCGCAACAACUUCAACUGUGACUUUGCCGGUACUGGUGUAGUUGCCGCCUCCGAUCCAAGUUAUGGCACAUGCAAAUUUGAAUCUUGA
Molecule: messenger RNA, 1389 nt
Organism: Solanum tuberosum (potato)
Lineage: Eukaryota; Viridiplantae; Streptophyta; Magnoliopsida; Solanales; Solanaceae
Product: glucan endo-1,3-beta-glucosidase-like
Exons: 3
Coding region: 1-1389 (462 amino acids)
Biological process (GO): carbohydrate metabolic process
Molecular function (GO): hydrolase activity, hydrolyzing O-glycosyl compounds
Source: RefSeq, marked provisional